Malania oleifera is the source of this 2211-nucleotide messenger RNA. RefSeq lists its product as uncharacterized. The transcript has 8 exons. The record is from RefSeq and is a predicted model, not a curated record. Lineage: Eukaryota; Viridiplantae; Streptophyta; Magnoliopsida; Santalales; Ximeniaceae. The coding region runs from base 20 to 1987 and encodes 655 amino acids.
CCUUAAAAAGAAAAGAAAAAUGAAAUAUAAGAGAUUGAGAGAGAAUAUUAGGAGGAGGGAGUCAGCUAUGCUUUCCUAUUUAUCCUGCUCACUCUCCCACGCUCCCUCCCCUCUCCUCGCUCCUCUCUGCGCCCUCCACCCCCGCCUACACCACCCCAAGCUCCGCCGCACACGCCAUUUCUGCGCCUUGCUUCCCCUCAAAUCCCCGCCCUACCUCUCUGGAUUCCCCCUCGCAUGCGCCCGGGGCGCGCGCGCAUCCAUGCACUCUCCUUCGGUGGACUCGCCGCCGUCGGUGGAUUCGGUCGCCGACGAUCUCAAGAACCAGAGGUUGGGGGAGAAUAAUAGGGUUAGGGUGCAGCUUCAGGAUCUGAAUUGGGACCACUCGUUCGUCCGAGAACUGCCCGGCGAUCCCCGGUCCGAUACAAUCCCCCGACAGGUAUUGCAUGCUUGUUAUACGAAAAUAUCACCGUCUGCUGAGGUUGAAAACCCGCAGCUUGUUGCAUGGUCAGAAUCAGUUGCUGAGUUGCUUGAUUUGGAUCCUAAGGAAUUUGGAAGACCAGAUUUCCCGCUUGUAUUUUCUGGGGCAUCCCCUAUAGUAGGAGGGUUGCCGUAUGCUCAAUGCUAUGGAGGGCAUCAAUUUGGCAUGUGGGCUGGGCAGUUGGGUGAUGGUCGGGCAAUAACUCUUGGAGAGGUCCUAAAUUCCAAAUCUGAAAGGUGGGAGCUGCAACUUAAAGGUGCCGGGAAGACUCCAUACAGCCGGUUUGCAGAUGGCCUUGCAGUUCUGCGCAGCAGCAUCCGGGAAUUUCUUUGCAGUGAGGCAAUGCACAGCCUAGGAAUUCCGACUACGCGUGCGCUUUGUCUUGUGACGACAGGGAAAUAUGUCACUCGGGACAUGUUUUAUGAUGGCAAUCCAAAGGAAGAACCUGGGGCAAUUGUUUGCAGAGUUGCUCAAUCUUUUCUGCGUUUUGGUUCGUACCAAAUACAUGCAUCAAGAGGGAAAGAGGAUCUUGACAUCAUUCGUGUUUUAGCAGACUACACCAUCAGGCACCAUUUUCCUCAUAUUGAGAACAUGAGUAAAAGUGAAGGUUUAUCUUUCAGCACAGGCGAAGAAGACCAACCUGUUGUGGAUUUAACUUCUAACAAGUAUGCAGCUUGGGUGGUUGAGGUUGCUGAGCGUACUGCAUCCUUGGUUGCAAGUUGGCAAGGGGUUGGUUUCACUCACGGUGUUCUGAACACUGACAACAUGAGCGUGUUGGGACUCACAAUUGAUUAUGGUCCAUUUGGAUUUUUGGAUGCUUUUGAUCCAAGUUACACACCUAAUACCACGGAUCUUCCAGGGAGAAGGUAUUGUUUUGCUAAUCAGCCUGAUAUUUGCUUAUGGAAUAUUGCUCAGUUCACAGCAACUCUGUCUGCUGCCCAGUUGAUUAAUGAUAAAGAGGCCAACUAUGCCAUGGAAAGAUACGGAACCAAAUUUAUGGAUGAGUAUCAAGCUAUAAUGACCAAAAAACUUGGCCUUCCAAAGUACAAUAAACAGCUGAUCAGUAAACUUCUCAACAAUAUGGCCAUUGAUAAAGUGGAUUAUACCAAUUUUUUUCGGUUGCUUUCCAAUAUCAAAGCUAAUCCUAGCAUUCCGGACAAUGAGUUGUUAAUUCCACUGAAGGCUGUUCUGCUAGACAUAGGCAAGGAACGCAAGGAGGCAUGGGUCAGCUGGGUGCAAUCUUACAUACUGGAGUUGGCUGCUGGUGGUGUUUCAGAUGAGGAGAGGAAGACCUCAAUGGAUUCCAUGAACCCCAAAUACGUUCUUAGGAAUUACCUUUGCCAAAGUGCCAUAGAUGCAGCUGAACAAGGAGAUUUUGCAGAGGUUCGUAGGGUGCUAAAAGUCAUGGAGCGGCCAUACGAUGAGCAACCCGGGAUGGAGAAGUAUGCUCGCUUGCCCCCCGCUUGGGCUUAUCGGCCCGGUGUCUGCAUGCUUUCUUGUUCCUCAUGAGUUGCAUGCUUGGUCGCUAUACUCUACAAAUGUCAAAAAAAGAAAAAUAAAAAGAUAAUUUUUACCCGUUGUAUAUAAUAGAUUGAAUUUAGUUUUUGGCUCCCAUCCUAUAGUGCAGAAGCUGCAACCCUUUGUUUCCUUGUUGCAGUCAAUGCAUUUUAGUUUAUAGAGCAAGAUACGAGCAUUCUUUAUCAUAAUUUUGAAUGUAUGUUUAUUAAUGCUGA